Molecule: messenger RNA, 972 nt
Organism: Lentinula edodes (shiitake mushroom)
Lineage: Eukaryota; Fungi; Basidiomycota; Agaricomycetes; Agaricales; Omphalotaceae
Exons: 4
Coding region: 1-972 (323 amino acids)
Source: RefSeq, a predicted model, not a curated record
AUGCUUCCACAGCUCCUUGCGUCGACAACUUCAAUUUCAAAUAUAUCUGCACCAUUUAUAUCCUCCUACCUUCGAAAGUUAUGCUUCCAUCCCAUUAAUCCAAAUAAGCUCUAUUUGAGCCGUGUUUUCGAAGGAAUAUUGAACCCAUGCUUAGAGACUGGAAGACACUAUGUAAAUGGGACAAACGGAAAAGUUCACUCUGUCCGUGUCCCUUUCCACGAACACAAAGAGAUGGAAAUUUCGGACUACUUCUCCGCCCUCGGUUAUCUUCUCACCCACGCGACCUCAAGCGCCUCGUUCACUCAAGCCAUUCACCUACUCAGCUGUUACGCCGAGUGGUGCCGCGUCUCCUCUUCUGUACUGAACAUCAACACGCCCACUGUUGUCCAGAUGUUAUUUGAUGAUCCCAACUCAUGCAAGUCUGCUUCUUUCCAUACCCUGGACCAGUAUGGGUAUGGGAACAAAUUGAAAUUCAGUCUUGCCUCCAGUAUCUCUGCAGGCAAAGGCGAAGGCCGUGAAGAUGUCAGAGCAAAACGCAUCACAGCUCUUCAGUCUGUAUGGACACAUCCUCUACUUUACCCGUCACCUGUUCAACGAGCCCACGCAUCCGCCGGGAUCGGGUAUGGACGCUCCCCAAUUGAACCAUCUGCGGAGCUCUUCGGAACACCCUGGGGUCAUUGCGGAGAAAGCGUCUCGUUUCCCUCAAUGCAUAAAUCGAUAACCUUAGGUCGUCCCCUUGGUACGUUGGCCCUGAACGUCAAGGCCAUGACUUGUGUCAUCCCAGGGACAAACAUCGUUCCCGUAUACGCUAUGCCAUUGCUUACCAGCCUGGCAGACAUGGUGGAGAUCCUGAAGAUCUCUGGUGCUUUGAGGCCGAUGUGUCUCAAUUGCCUAUAUCUCCGAAAUACCGCGGGGGGUUGCAUUCAAGACCAUGCAGUCAAAUUUUCCACAUUUGCCGACGAUGCUGGGUGA